This is a messenger RNA of Suncus etruscus (white-toothed pygmy shrew), 1494 nucleotides long. It is a transcript of the gene BCKDHB, whose product is annotated as branched chain keto acid dehydrogenase E1 subunit beta. The coding region runs from base 39 to 1220 and encodes 393 amino acids. NCBI's taxonomy places the organism in Eukaryota, Metazoa, Chordata, Mammalia, Eulipotyphla, Soricidae. The transcript has 11 exons. Gene Ontology annotation, molecular function: catalytic activity. Gene Ontology annotation, biological process: branched-chain amino acid catabolic process; response to nutrient. The record is from RefSeq and is a predicted model, not a curated record.
CAGCUGCUCAGCCUGCGGAGGUCCCGGCGGCUGUGGGCAUGGCGGCGGGAGCGGCGACUGUGGGCCGGCUGCUGAGGCUCGCUGCCCCUCGGCCCGAAGGACUGUGGCGGAGGUACUUGCAUGGAGCAGCUCCGUCCACGGGCUUCCUGCGAUGCGCCUUAGUUGGCGCACGGGGAGCGCCCAGAAGGUCGGUGGCUCACUUCACAUUCCAGCCCGACCCGGAGACCCAGGAAUACGGACAAACUCAGAAAAUGAACCUUUUCCAGUCAAUAACAAGUGCCUUGGAUAACUCACUGGCCAGAGAUCCUACUGCAGUGAUAUUUGGUGAAGAUGUUGCCUUUGGUGGAGUCUUUAGAUGUACUGUUGGCUUGCGAGAUAAAUAUGGCAAGGAUAGAGUCUUUAAUACUCCAUUGUGUGAACAAGGAAUUGUUGGUUUUGGAAUUGGAAUUGCAGUCACUGGUGCUACUGCCAUUGCAGAAAUUCAGUUUGCAGAUUAUAUUUUUCCUGCUUUUGAUCAGAUUGUUAAUGAAGCUGCUAAGUAUCGCUAUCGUUCUGGGGAUCUUUUUAAUUGUGGGAGUCUCACCAUCCGGGCUCCAUGGGGAUGUGUUGGCCAUGGGGCUCUUUAUCACUCUCAGAGUCCUGAAGCUUUUUUUGCCCACUGUCCAGGUAUCAAGGUGGUUGUGCCCAGAAGCCCUUUCCAGGCCAAGGGACUUCUUUUGUCAUGCAUACAGGAUAAAAAUCCUUGUAUAUUUUUUGAACCUAAAAUACUUUACAGGGCUGCAGUGGAACAGGUUCCUGUGGAGCCCUACAACAUUCCAUUGUCCCAGGCUGAAGUCAUACAGGAAGGGAGUGAUGUUACUCUGGUUGCCUGGGGUACUCAGGUUCAUGUGAUUCGAGAGGUGGCUUCCAUGGCUCAAGAAAAGCUUGGAGUGUCAUGUGAAAUCAUCGAUUUGCGAACUAUUAUACCUUGGGAUUUGGAGACAGUUUGCAAGUCUGUGAUCAAAACAGGGAGGCUGCUAAUCAGUCAUGAAGCUCCCUUAACAGGUGGCUUUGCGUCAGAGAUCAGUUCAACAGUUCAGGAAGAAUGUUUUCUGAACCUUGAGGCUCCUAUAGCAAGAGUAUGUGGGUAUGACACACCUUUUCCUCACAUAUUUGAGCCAUUCUAUAUCCCAGACAAAUGGAAGUGCUAUGAUGCUCUAAGAAAAAUGAUCAACUAUUGACCACACAGAAACUGGAAGAUCAUGACUGACAUGGACAAAUUUUUCUGAAAUUUUUGUAUUUCCUUAAACAUAUCUCUUCUUGAAAAUAAUUUUAAGAAAUGAACUAUCUUAGGUAUUGACCGGAAAGUGAUUAGUUAGCAUUGACCCAUAUGAAUUAUUUCCAUUAAGAGUUUUAAAAAUGUUUCACAUCAUAGAUUUCUAAAUUUCAUGCUGUUACAUCUGUAAAUAUUAGGGGUUGGGAUAGUAUUCAAUAAAGCAAAACCAUAUUUCUUCA